This is a messenger RNA of Microtus oregoni (creeping vole), 1066 nucleotides long. Its product is annotated as trimethyllysine dioxygenase, mitochondrial-like. Gene Ontology annotation, biological process: carnitine biosynthetic process. Gene Ontology annotation, cellular component: mitochondrion. The record is from RefSeq and is a predicted model, not a curated record. The transcript is spliced from 8 exons. The coding region runs from base 146 to 1066 and encodes 306 amino acids. Gene Ontology annotation, molecular function: oxidoreductase activity. NCBI's taxonomy places the organism in Eukaryota, Metazoa, Chordata, Mammalia, Rodentia, Cricetidae.
UCUGCCUUGGGGGCUGGGUAGUAAAAAGCAAAAGGAGUGACUAGGCUGCGCUUCAGCCACUCUUUGCUUGAUUUUGUCUCCGCAAACUUCUGUGUCGCAACCUCCAGCACAGCCAUUGAUUGUACACAGCUCUGCAUCUAGGGGGAUGUGGUGCCAUAAGUUGUUGCACCUACAAAGCAGGCUGCAGAAUUUGAUGAAGAGAGGAGACAUAGGUCAAGCUCUUCACCUGUCCAACUUUAAAAGUUUAUUUUCCUUAUCCACCCAUUGGCGCCAUACAUCUUCCAAGUCUGUGAAUUGUACUUGGCUCCAACAUGAAGAUCAUUUGGAGCUGCAAUAUGCUAAUGCUGUAAUGCGCUUUGAUUAUGUCUGGCUUCGAGACCACUGCCGCUCAGCAUCGUGCUAUAAUUCUAAGACUCAUCAACGGAGCCUGGAUACUGCCAGUGUGGAUUUAUGUAUCAAGCCAAAGACCAUUCGCCUGAAUGAAUCCACACUCAUCUUCACUUGGCCAGAUGGUCAUGUGACUAGAUAUGAUCUGGAUUGGCUGGUGAAAAAUAGCUAUGAAGGGCAGAAACUAAAGGUAAUCCAACCUAGAAUAUUAUGGAAUGCUGAACUCUAUCAGCAAGCCCAAGUUCCAGCUAUAGAUUUCCAGAGUUUAUUAGAAACAAACGAUGAACUGAAGAAGUUUCUGCAGAACCUUCUGCUAUAUGGAAUUGCAUUUGUAGAAAAUGUCCCUCCCACUCAAGAGCAUACAGAGAAGUUGGCGGAAAGGAUCAGUUUAAUCAGAGAAACCAUCUAUGGAAGGAUGUGGUAUUUCACUUCAGAUUUUUCCAGAGGUGACACUGCCUACACCAAGCUAGCUCUAGAUCGGCACACUGACACUACCUACUUUCAAGAGCCCUGUGGGUACAACAACUAUGACCGGGCUGUCAUCAACACUGUUCCUUAUGAUGUUGUUCAUCGUUGGUAUACAGCACACCGAACCCUAACAACUGAAUUGAGAAGGCCUGAGAAUGAGCUUUGGGUCAAACUGAAGCCUGGAAAGGUACUGUUUAUAGACAAUUGGUGA